This is a messenger RNA of Plasmodium vinckei vinckei, 294 nucleotides long. Its product is annotated as fam-c protein. The transcript is spliced from 2 exons. Bases 1 to 294 code for a protein of 97 amino acids. The record is from RefSeq and is a predicted model, not a curated record. Lineage: Eukaryota; Apicomplexa; Aconoidasida; Haemosporida; Plasmodiidae.
AUGAAUAAAAGGAUAUUUAGUUUAGUUUGUAUCAUCUUGUAUGUCCUUUUGACUGUAUCAACACAUUGCUCGGAACAGAAACAUGAUCAAUCUAAGACACCUGGCUUAAGAAGUAGAAUCAUUCGUGCUAUCAAGAAAAUAAACGGAAGUAACAAAAAAAAAGUUAUAAAAUAUCAACGAGAAACCCAAUCAAAUAAUAACAAUAACACGUAUAGUUAUGAUCGUGUUAUUUUAAAAGAUGACGAUUAUGAUGAAUGUGAUAAAUUUUGUUGUUGCUGUUUUUUUUGGGAAUGA